Triticum turgidum subsp. durum (durum wheat) is the source of this 237-nucleotide messenger RNA. Lineage: Eukaryota; Viridiplantae; Streptophyta; Magnoliopsida; Poales; Poaceae. The record is from the annotation of a GenBank genome assembly.
AUGGGUGCGAGAAAUGCUGCUAUGUGCUUUGUGCUAAUACUUGCGUUGUUUGCGAAUCAUGGUUCCGCAGAACAUAAGUGCUGGGAAAGUACCUCCGGUGCUCCGCUUUGUGUAGGCUUUCUGUGCAAGGCGACAUGCUUGAUUGGAGGCAAAAUGUUUAACGCCAUCGUAAAGGAACACAGGUGUAUAGGGCCAGCAUUGAGCAGCGAAUGCUACUGCUAUUUCUGCGACAAAUAG